AUGUCUUCAUGUGAUCGUCCGUUUACAGUAAGAGAUUUUAGAGAGGAAAUAGAAAAACGAGAAAACGAUGAGAGUCCCGAUAAUCGAAAUUUCCAGGCUAGCCGGCGUGCCGACUGGGUUGAUGAUGAAAUGGACGAGAAAGAUUUGGAAUAUUAUUUAUGGAGAAAAAGAAGGCGUCAAUAUUUGAGAAGAAAAGCUGCGGCGAUGAGAGGAUCUUACAGAUUGAGAGAAAGAUAUCGUGAUAGAUUGGAAGAAGAUCAGGAAAGAGAAAAAGAUGGGGAUUAUCACUAUCAUUACCACGAGGCUCCAAGAUAUGGAUACAGUAGAUACGGUGGAGGAUACGGUAGAUAUGGACCGUAUGGUGGAUACAGUGGAUAUGGAUAUCCAUCGUAUGGAGGAUACAGUGGCUACGGUGGUUACGGCGGUGGUUAUGGAUAUGGAGGUGGUUAUGGAGGAUACGGUGGCGGUUUACUCGGAAAUCUUGUGAAUAUUGGAGCUGGAAGUGGUUUGGGCAUUUCGACACCAAUCGGUGGCAUUGGAAUUUCCCAUGGUUGGGGAAUCGGAAUCGGAUAA
Molecule: messenger RNA, 573 nt
Organism: Caenorhabditis briggsae
Lineage: Eukaryota; Metazoa; Nematoda; Chromadorea; Rhabditida; Rhabditidae
Exons: 4
Coding region: 1-573 (190 amino acids)
Source: RefSeq, a predicted model, not a curated record